UUAUUGUAGUUUAUUAUAUUAGAUCGCAGCUUCCACAUGGCCCCGGAAUAUGUGCCAUUAGCAUCCUUUGCUAAUAUUCCCUCUGCCGUUCAAUUUGACGCCAACGAGGAUUUCCAAAAGCAAACGCAUCAACAGAAGCUGGACAAACCAUUUUUGGGCUUCAAGAAGCGUUCCUACGUGACGACUAGUGUCAAGAUGGAUACAAUGCGUGAACGGGAGUUACUCAAGACGCUGUUGGUGGAUAAGUCCAGCAGCUUUUCGAACAGCACGAUACCCGAUUGCAUCUGCUACCGCGACCUAGCCUCGCUGACCGACGAGGAUCUGCAAUUAUUUGGUUUCAAACCGGAGCAGCACCGCGCUGAGAUGCUGCAAAUAUUUGCCGAAAUGGGCAACCAGGAUCCCAGCUAUGAUUACCUUUGCAAUUCGGAAAUGGCCAAAGAAUACAACUCUCAGAUCAUAGGCAAAGCCACAGAACAUACCAUGGCGCUGUGUUCCUCCUUUGAGAACGCCAAUUCCAGGAUGAAAAUGAUGCCCGUGGAAGAUCUUGUUGUCGGGGAUAAGCGCUAUGCCAGUCGCUUUGCACUGGAGACAUUGGAACAGAUGUCCAAGGAUCUAAAGAAGAUUGAGAAAACUGUCAAUGAGUUGCAGAAGAUAGAUGAUAACCAGGCCAAUGGAGGCACCAAGAAGAAAAAGUUAAAAUUCGUCACUUGCGCUUACUAUGCAGCCAUGGCUUUGGGCUUGUCCUGUGCCUGGUUUUGGUGGUGGUCUAAGCAUAAUGGAUCUGCACGACUCGACAGGAUCUCGCUAUCGACUUGAAUAUAAUCUAUGCACUCCAUUCCCUUUGGAAACAGAUUGCUUUCCAGCUUCUCAUAGAUUUCGAUAUUUUUAAGUGGAAAACGUGAGCAUAUAAAAAGUGUAUUAACAAAUUGUCUACAGACAUGACAAGAAUAGCCAUAUAGCACCAUACAUAUAAUCUCUGCAGCAUUCCCCUUGGAAAAAUAUGACUUUCCAAAAC
This is a messenger RNA of Drosophila persimilis, 1015 nucleotides long. RefSeq lists its product as uncharacterized. The record is from RefSeq and is a predicted model, not a curated record. NCBI's taxonomy places the organism in Eukaryota, Metazoa, Arthropoda, Insecta, Diptera, Drosophilidae. The coding region runs from base 37 to 816 and encodes 259 amino acids. The transcript has 2 exons.